GCGGCUCAAACACGUUUCUUCUUCUUCUUCUGCUCUCCUAGAUCUGCAGCUCCAUCUCUAGCCCCCUCCUCCCUCCUCCCUCUCUAAGGGAACGCUCAGGGGAUGAAUGGGGAGGCGAUGGAGGGGAGCCCGGCUCAGCAGCAGCAGCAGCAGCAUGCCGGUAAUGGCUCCCACCUCCCUCCCCCUCCCACCAUCACGCCGGCUAUCCCCCCCUACGUGAAGCUGGGUCUGACCAUCGCCUACACCAUCUUCUACUCUCUGCUCUUCGCCUUCGUCUACGCCCAGCUCUGGUUGGUGCUGAGGUACCGGCACAAGCGCUUCAGCUACCAGACGGCCUUCCUCUUCCUCUGUCUGCUGUGGGCCGCCCUGCGAGCCCUCCUCUUCUCCUUCUACUUCAGGGACUGUGUCACCGCCAACGCGCUCGGACCCUUCGCCUUCUGGCUGCUCUACUGCUUCCCCGUCUGCCUGCAGUUCUUCACGCUCAGCCUCAUGAACCUCUACUGUGCACAGGUCUACUUCAAGGCCAAGUUCAAGUACUCACCUGCCCUGCUCAGGUACAGACUCCCUCUGUAUCUGGUCUUCCUGGUCGUCAGUCUCCUCUUCCUCGUGGUUAAUCUGGUCUGCGCCCUGCUGGUCAAAAUGACCGUUGCUGACGUGAAAACCAUCGUCCUGGUGAGGGUCACCAUCAACGACAGUCUGUUUGUCCUCUGCGCCGUCUCGCUGUCCGUCUGCCUCUACAAGGUGGCCAAGAUGUCUCUGGCCAACAUCUACCUGGAGUCCAAGGGGACGUCGGUCUGCCAGGUGACCCUGAUCGGCAUCACGGUGGUGUUGCUGUACUCGUCCCGAGCGUGUUAUAACCUCGUGGUGCUCGCCCUCACCGACAUCGAGACCAUCAACUCGUUCGACUACGACUGGUACAACGUCUCAGACCAGGCGGACUUGCGGUCGUCGCUGGGAGACGCCGGUUACAUCGUGUUUGGGGUGAUUCUGUUCGUCUGGGAGCUCCUGCCCACCUCGCUGGUCGUCUUCUUCUUCAGGGUCAGACGGCCGCCACAGGAAAGGGUGAGUCACGUCACGCCAGUCCAGGCUUCGCCCUGCCGUCUUCAGUCGUUCCUGAUAAGUCUUCUCUCUCCACAGAGCACCGUCGGGAUACCGAACCACGUCCUCUCCUCCAGAGGUUAUUUCUUUGACAACCCUCGCCGGUACGACAGCGACGACGACCUGGCGUGGAGCAUCCCUCCCCAGAAUGCCUCAGCAAGUCUCUCGUCUGAUUGCUACGACUGGGGCAGCCGCCACAGCAGCUUCACCGUUCACACCAACGGGGACGAGCAGCGCCUCACCACCACCGCCACCGCCGGGGAGCUCCACCCUUACCCAUAAUCCCCCUCUCUUUCUUCACUGUACAGCACCACUCAGCACUUUGACCACUUCUUAUUUAUGGUGUUUUUCUCAGCCAUGAUGUUAGUAGAGAAAACAGAAGAACGUCCAGCAGAGCUCCUGCACACGGCCGAGAACGUUCUGGUUUUAUAAAGACCACUAAAGUAAUCACCGAUCAUCAAUGAUAGGACCAGGUCUGCAGACUAAUCUCCUUCCUCCCUUUGAUCACUCUAACCCCUUACCCUUUGGCCUCCCUCACAAACUUCCCUUAGUCCAGAAUUCUGCCGCCUGUAUCAUCUCCAGAACCCGGUCCAGUACUCCCAUCAGUCCUGUUCUCCAGCAGCUCCACUGGCUCCUGGUCUACUACUUCAUUAAGACUGUGCUCCCAAGUCUCCCCUUAACCCUCAGUCUAACCCUCAGUCUAACCCUCAGUCUAACCCUCAGUCUUACCCUCAGUCUAACCCUCAGUCUAACCCUCAGUCUUAC
Molecule: messenger RNA, 1863 nt
Organism: Cheilinus undulatus (humphead wrasse)
Lineage: Eukaryota; Metazoa; Chordata; Actinopteri; Labriformes; Labridae
Gene: gpr137bb
Product: G protein-coupled receptor 137Bb
Exons: 6
Coding region: 103-1380 (425 amino acids)
Biological process (GO): positive regulation of TORC1 signaling; negative regulation of bone resorption; regulation of autophagy
Cellular component (GO): lysosomal membrane
Source: RefSeq, a predicted model, not a curated record